AUGGCCUCAACAGCAGGGACUGCUGCCCAAUCUACCCCUCCAUCUCUUUCUCUGCCGCCCUCACAGUUCGCCCGGCUCCAACCUCAUGCCUACCUUCUUGCCCACUUAUCACCACCCUCAUCAAGCAAUAACCCCUCCAUUCGAGCCAAUGGCCGUGCUCCUACUCAGUUCCGCGUGACCUCAGCAAAUGCAGGCUCAUUGACUCAUACAAAUGGCAGCGCGGUGGUGAGAGUCGGCGAUACUACCGCCGUAUGCGGCAUUCGCGCAGAAGUACUGCACACAGAAGACAUUGCCUCAUGGAGCGUGUCGAGGUCGACACCAUCAGCUUCUACCGUGGCGAAUAAGCGUCGGAAAUUAGAAGAUGCAACCGGAAACUCCAAUGAGGGCGAUGGUAGUAGUGAUAGCGACGACGAUGAGUCGCAAAUUCAAGAUCACAAUCUCCUGGUACCGAAUGUCUCCCUGAGCACCGGCUGCGCACCCGGUUUUGUCCCGGGUGCGCCGCCUUCGUCGUUAGCGCAGUCAUUAUCUCACCAGAUUCUCACUCUGUUGCAUAGCACGCCACUCGUUCGUGCAGACGACCUGCGAAUCUGGUAUCAGCCGCCGAAUCUAGGAGCCGAGGAUCUAGAACGGCACAAUGAGAAUGAACAGAUGGACAUGGACGCUCCCCUGGCAGAAUCAGAUGGAAACAAUGAAAAGAACAAAGAGAUCAAAGCGUUCUGGGUUCUCUAUAUCGAUGUCAUGAUUGUCUCAUUGGCGGGAAAUCCUUUCGAUGCUGCUUGGGCCUCUGUCUUGGCGGCUCUGCGAGACACAAAGCUUCCGCGUGCGUGGUGGGAUGUUGACAACGAGAUAGUGGUAUGCUCGGACGUUGUUUCGGAGGCCCGGAAGCUAUCUCUACGGGGUAUGCCCAUCUCGAGCUCAUUUUGUGUCUUUGAAGCCGAUGCGGCUAGCGGUUGGAGAGCUGUCGCGAUUCCUGACGCCGAGGAGGAGAGGAAAAUUACGAAAAGUAGUAGACAGGGCAUGCAGCGGAGGUGGAUCCUGGCCGAUCCCGAUGGAUACGAGGAAGGUCUGAGCCAGGAACGGGUGUGCAUUGUGGUGGAUAAGGAACGCGGCGGGAAAGGCAAGACGACUAUAUUGAAAAUGGAAAAGAAUGGUGGGUUGGCUGUGGACAGUAAGGAAUUAAGAGAGCUUGUUGUUGUGUCUGCACAAAGAUGGGAGGAGUUCAAACUAAUCUUGGAGGGAAUGUGUUGA
Aspergillus tanneri is the source of this 1248-nucleotide messenger RNA. RefSeq names its product 3' exoribonuclease family protein. Bases 1 to 1248 code for a protein of 415 amino acids. Gene Ontology annotation, cellular component: nuclear exosome (RNase complex); cytoplasmic exosome (RNase complex). Gene Ontology annotation, biological process: nuclear polyadenylation-dependent rRNA catabolic process; U4 snRNA 3'-end processing; exonucleolytic trimming to generate mature 3'-end of 5.8S rRNA from tricistronic rRNA transcript (SSU-rRNA, 5.8S rRNA, LSU-rRNA). NCBI's taxonomy places the organism in Eukaryota, Fungi, Ascomycota, Eurotiomycetes, Eurotiales, Aspergillaceae. The record is from RefSeq and is a predicted model, not a curated record. The transcript has a single exon.